AUGGAGCCCUUAACAUCGGCUCCCGAGACAUCUGCCUUUGUCCCUCUCUCAGUGCAUCAAUCGCGCACACCAGACUCCUUCCACUCCGGCCCCGCAGUCCUGCACUACCACGCCUCGAACUGCAAGCUCGUCGGCCUCGAGCGCGACCUCUCCUCGACACCAGCACUUAAUGCUCUUCGUGGCGCAGAAGUCAAUGGGUCAAUCUCGAGCUCCGAAAACCAGCAAGGCAACGAUGCGAAUGGAGGCGAAGGCGAAACCGAGAAGGAAGUCGUCAUUGAGGGGUUAGAUGUCUGGGUAACUUCCGAUAAGUUUCUCCUCUAUAAGCCAAGCGUCCCCAUAGGCCUCUCAAUUCCCUACCGAUCCAUCUCGCUACAUGCGAUCCAGCGCCUGAAGAUCCCCGCCCAAGACCAACCGACCGAAGUUCAAGGUCUCUACAUGAAUAUCACGAAACCACAAUCUCCCGCAUCGUUCCCACAGGAAUCCGAUGAAGAAGAGACCCUCGCUCUGACACUUGUGCCUCCUACAACUCCAUCGUCCGGGGAUACAAAUGCAAACACAGACGCGGAACCCGAAUCGGAAUCACAGACCCAAACGCUCUACGACGCCGUGUCGGCCUGCGCAAAUCUUCACCCGGACCCCGUCGAGGAGGAAGACGAAGAUAGCGGUGCUUUCGCCUCUGGUCUUGUUUUCCCCGGUGCCGCAGAGGGUGGAUUGCCACCUCCAGUGGAUGGGAGCUCUGGGUGGAUUACGGCAGAUAACAUGCACGAGUUUUUCGAUGAGGAGGGAAAUUGGAUUGGGGAAGGAGAUGCGCCGGGUUUGCCAGGCUUGGGAGAAGGCCUUGGACCUGGCGCCGGGACUGUGAGGGAGAGAGAUGAGGAAGGGGAUGAGCCGGGUGGCACUGAGGGGGAGGAUGCUGGUGCGGAUGGGGAUGAAACGAAAUGGAGGAGGACUGAUUGA
Messenger RNA from Aspergillus versicolor CBS 583.65, 957 nucleotides. RefSeq names its product Voldacs domain-containing protein. The transcript is spliced from 2 exons. Lineage: Eukaryota; Fungi; Ascomycota; Eurotiomycetes; Eurotiales; Aspergillaceae. The record is from RefSeq and is a predicted model, not a curated record. Gene Ontology annotation, cellular component: cytosol; spliceosomal complex. Gene Ontology annotation, biological process: mRNA cis splicing, via spliceosome. The coding region runs from base 1 to 957 and encodes 318 amino acids.